AUGACCCAAGCUGCAUUUUCAACCGGAUGUGAACGCACCACCGAGUUGGCGGCGCCAUGCCCACCGCCAGCUGCUGACCGCGCACUUUGUUUACUUCGCCGCCACGUUGGAUUCCGUUCAAAAAGUACACGUGACACGAAACGGAACUAUAGACGAUAUGUCGGCGAAAACAGCCAUCAUGCUGCUGCUGCUGCUGCUGCUCCACCGCCGCGUACGUUCUGGUCUGUUCGAUCUGAACCCUCCUUUCUGCGGUUACACGCUGUGUGUACCUUUGUCAGUCUCUGCGCCUCAGCCUACCCCCAAUCGUCCUCAGAUCGUCUUGUCAGCGGUGUCAGGUGGGUGUGAGAGGGAUUGUGCGAUAGAUGCUGUGGAAGUCUGUCUUACUGUAAAAUAACUCACACGCAAGUCGCUGGUGAUACGCCUACCCUGUGGGGCACAGGGUGUGGCAGUCAAGCUGUCCGGCAGGUCGUGUGAAAGAGACCGACUUCAGAUGAGGAGUUUCUUUGCCGCUGAAUGAAAAAGCCGGAGGCCGGAUUUGACGCAUAUGGAUCGCAUAGAGUUAUCCCAUGUGCGACAUUUUUAUGGAUACUCAUCCCCAAUAACACCUGUUGAGCCCAGUUCUGGCCUCCUACUGGUCCAGCACAUUUUCCCUCUGGACCAUUUUAGAGGAGGACACAUAUACACACAUCCCGAAUUUCUUGCUGACUGAAAGUCCAGCUCAGGGGGGCUGGAAAACCGCAUUUAUCAAAGCAUACGAGGCUGACUUGUGACUAUUAGUUCGCUUUCAAGACCGUCAUGGCGGCGUCUGACUUAUUCGCUUACUUGUACUUGAUACGGCUGCGAUCAUGCCUGAUCUAGCCGACCUCGAUGAUGUCACGAACUGUACCUCUCCACGCGUGACGAUCCGCGGCAGCAGAUCUGAACAGCUCCGCCCAUUCUCUUUGCCAAUGACGGAGAUCGAAUACGGAAGGUCCAAGAUCUACCUCCGUGUCGUGACAGACUGCGUCGGGCCAGGUUUUGAGUUGCCCCUCUCUUCGACGCCUCCAAUGAGGCAACGCUGCCGGAUCGAGGGCAGUAACACUGAGCUCCUGGGGUGGACGACGAAGAACAUGCCCGAACCACCUCAGUCGUCUUUCUUGGAUGGCCUGAGUUAUCCGUGCGCUGUUGUCGCAGCGAGCGCGGACUAUCUGAUUUGAGACGAAGUCGGGGGACUUCACUCGAAGGAUGACCCUCAAGCAUUCGUGAUCAAAUACCUCCAGUUUUCGCUCUUCCUCCACGCGCAGAGCCCAGCAUUCACAACCGUAGAGAAGGACAGACCGGACAGAUGCACGGUACACGUGAAUCUUAGUGGCGACGGAGAGGUCGCGUCGGAUCCAUAGGCAUUUUCGAAGGCCUGAUAAAACCCGGCGGGCAGCAUUGAUUCGGGAGACAAUGUCAUCCUUACUCUGUCCAUUAGGCAACAGCCUCGCCCCGAGGCAUUUAAAACUGUCUACUUCUUCAAGUUGACAACCAUCGAUCCCGAGGGUUGCCCUCUCCUGGUCAGGGAUGCGGCUUGAAAACACUUUAGUCUUCCCAGCGUUUAUGGAUUAACCGACUGAUUUAUCGACCUCGUUCACGCGUGACACCAUAGACUACAGAUUAACAAAACUUGAAGCAAGUAAGGCGAUAUCAUCGGCGUAGUCGAGAUCAGUCAGUCGGUGUCCGGGUGCAAACUCAACACCGCCACCUUCGUGUAGGGUCCUCCCGAGAAUCCGGCCAAUAGCGUAGUUGAGCAGAAUUUGGCGACAGGAUACAACCCUGUCGAACGCCAGACCGAAUACCGAACGUUUGGGUAAGAUUGUUGCGGACCAGGACUCUCGUAGUAGUGGAGCGGUAAAAGGUCUUGAUCAUGACGAUGAUUUUUGUCGGUACACCAUCUAGCGCCAUUAUCCGCCACAGGGACUCACGAUGGACGGACUCUAACGCGGCGGCAAAGUCAAUUAGGCAGGCGGCCGUCGGUUGUUGGUAGCUAUGGCGGAAUUCGAGAAUGCGCCUCAGUGUAAAUAUCUGGUCUGUGCAUCCACGUCCAGCACGAAAUCCGGCUUGGUUGGGCCUCGUCCUUGAGUCACGCACAGCCUGGAAUCGCCUGAGUAGAACAAUAGCGGGGAUCUUCGCAGCAACUUCGAUGAGGCUUAUGCAGCGGUAGUUCUCUCAUCUUGUGUUAUCUCCCUUCUUGGGGAUAGGUACAAGGAUGCCCGAGUCCCAGUUAUCAGGAGAAACCUCGUCUCUCCACGCUCGUCCAAUCACCUCAUGGAGCCAGGGCGCCAUGCGGAACAUGAGCUGACUACUAUGUAAUCAGUCUGAUUGGCUAUAUGGCCGUCGUUUGGAUAUCAGGUCAGCAGAUGUUUUUUGCGAUGCUGGAAACAUGUGUUGGUGACAAGCAGUCGGUUUCGAUCAGCGGAGCUCAGCAAUCUCUCACCAUUUUCACAUUGGGAACCAAGGCCAAAGCGGCCAAGAAGAUGACUCGUUGUGGGGUCACCAGACCCAGUUCGACCAUUCCAAUCGCCAGCAACAAUCAGCAGAUCGCAGCGAGGCAGUCUUUCAACUAACGCUUGCAACUGCGAGUAAAACGCCUCUGUAUCGCGCAUUUUGGCAACUGAAGUUGGUGCGUACACAGCGACGAUAGAGAUGUUCGUGAAGUGACCCUUCAGUCGCAUGUAGGUCGUCCGGUCAUUGACUGGUUCCCAAGCAAGUAGUGUGGGGUUCGCUUGUUGCGAUAGGGCGAUCGCCACACCGUGUCGACCAGAAGAGCCGCGCGGGCCGCUGUGGUGCAGGGUGAUGUGUGGUUCGACUCCAGGGCUCUUUAUUUCACGGGAGCCUGAGUCAGGGAGUCGAACAUCAGACAGACAGCAGACAUCUAAGUUGUAUUGAUCAAGGCUGCGUGCGGUCAGACUUUGGGUACCGGGGUCCAGGAACGUUCGCACAUCCCAGCAUCCAAUACCAAGAGUCCGUCCCCGAUUGAGUAGUCCAGCUCGCAUACUAUUCGCCGGCACCACUGUACCAGGGUUGCGGAGCGCGUCGGUUCCCGCGGACGCCGUAUCAUGGGUCGUAAUACUGCAGUCGGACAUAUUUCAUGAGGUUUCUUGGGAAUUUCGAAUACGGGCAGGUCCCUAACGGCCGCUCAGAUUGUUUGUUUCAGGUUGUCUCCUCUAGCGUUUUGGCUUAAAAGCCUAACAACGAGGCAGCGGUGGCAAGCAAACUUAUUUAAUGGCGGUUUACGGUCGCCAUGUCACAAUGCCGUCAUUGGGCUUUGCGGCUUUUUAUAAGCCUUUCAGUGUGCCAGAUCUCAGUCCACCGCACUCUGGUAGCAAUGUCGCUGCUGGUCCGCGACUGCUUAUUCGUCAGACCUGCGUCUGCAGCCAGCAGCUAGGCUAACGGGCAACCUGUCUUCCCGGUUCGUCUGGAUCCCUGCAAUCGGGAGUAUUACCGUCGAAGGUGUGGAAAACUGGACUGGUCGUGUGGCGUUGAAUAGUCACAAUCGCAGCUCGAAAUACGUGGGACCGCAGCCCUCCUGAUGGGGUGCUUUACGCAAAAAAACCGACGACUGAAUUAUUCCCGCCCGACUGCCAGGCCGUUGAGCUCCAAUCUAUAACAAUCUUUUUCAGCCGUUCGAUGUACCCAUCUGGCCUUCAACAAGAUUGUAUCCCGAUGCCCAUUUAUGUUCACCACUGACUGGGCUCUCGGAGGGACGCCGACUGUCUGAUCUCAUCCUACAAGCAUCAGGUUUUAAUGAUCUGCAGUCUGUGGUGUCACGGGUGAAUGAAAUCUGUCGGGUUGUUCGCUGAUCCUCAGAAUUCGGUUUCCGUCGUUGUAGGGAAGAUAGGUGAGUCACACCAGCCGUCAAGCCUGGAAUUUUGUAGGUCGUACUAUGAUAAAGGCCGGCUAGAUUAGUUGUAAUCUCACCCGCUCCAAGCGCAGAUCAGUACAGGAAAAACAUCCGUUGACGGUAGUGACGGUAUAUGCCUCAACCGUUUCCGCUGUAUCGUGGCGGACAGUUGUCAAGACUGGAGCAGACACGAAAGACGCCAUCAUUACCCAACUCAUUUCAUUUCAUUUUGUCCUCACUGCCAAGGUCCGCUAAAUGCCUGGAAUAGCUUUGACUUAUCAGCCCACCCUGUGCACAACAAGAUGUCGUCGGUGAAACCCCCCUCCACAUGCCCCAACUGUAACUUCACGUCUCCCUCUGGUGCAGACUCGGUGCGUUUGUCUCCUCCACUGUGACCGCACAUUUCAGUCACACAUCGGCAUAGUGGGUCACAUGCGAAUACAUUGUAAAUUGGGUAGAGGACCAGUACCUGGGACUCCGGUUAACAUCCUUCAUGCCCAUCCUCCCACCCCCACACCGUAUCCCCACAUUAAACCACCGAAUGACCCUGUUUGGUCAUACAACAGUUUGACCAUCGCGAACGACAACCUCCACCGCGUGCCCCACGGAGUGGGAUGCAGGACUUGCGAAGCAUCUAUCACACUCUCUUCUUCCCCACCCACCUGGACAACAGGUUGGCCUGGGGUGCAGUGAUUAGCAAGGCGCCACGCGCCACACACGGCCCGACAUGCGCCGGUUUCAGUAAGGGUGGCUUGAAUGUCAUAAAGGCCACAUUAAUAUGGAGCUGUUGUAGUCUGACUCGGUUCUGAGAAGGACCGAGUUACCCCGUUGACCGGUUUAAACCACUACUACUAUUAGCUUUCCGGGCGUCUGCUAUGCCAUGGUCAGCAAACCGUGGCCCUCGCAGCCAGGCGUGCGCUGGCAGUUCUCCGGUACCCCGUUCUCGGGCGGUAGAUGCGGUUGCGUGUAUGGCUGCCCAGUCAUCCACGUCCUUUCUAUUGUUGUUGAUGUUGUUGUUGGUCAAAAUCCCGGUCAAGUGUUUGUUGUGGACCAGGGGGUUAGGCGUGGAGCGUCAAGGUGCGGGUUCAGCCGCGCCCUCCCCGUCUCCAAUCUUCCUAACUCUGUCUUGAUCCCGGGUCCAGGUGUGGGGGGAAGGAGAGAGUGAGGUAGAUGCUGCGCAAGUCUACCCUCAUUCUCGUUGUCCUUCUGACCCGUGUUGGGAUGUUGCUGUAUGCCUGCCUCACAUUGCUGUGGAGCACACGGUGGACAUCGUCGAAUGCGGCGGUCGAACUAUCACACUACCGCGUCGUGAUAAAUCCAAACGCGUCACAAAUUGUUGCGGUCAGGAUGGAUUUCCCAGUGUCGGUUCAAUCCUCUUUUUCUUCUCCUAGGCUUGACAACCAACAGGUGAUGGGAUUGGGCACAGUAGAUGACGCGGCGUGCGUGCCACACACACGCACUCACGUGGGCUGCCUGAUUGACGACAACGAUCGUCACAUCUCACCUAGUACUCUUGCCCACAUUGUCUCCACGAAUUUACUCACCACAUGA
This is a messenger RNA of Spirometra erinaceieuropaei, 5416 nucleotides long. NCBI's taxonomy places the organism in Eukaryota, Metazoa, Platyhelminthes, Cestoda, Diphyllobothriidea, Diphyllobothriidae. The record is from the annotation of a GenBank genome assembly.